AUGUUAACACUGGCUACUUCGAUGGUGCACGAGGCGGAGUCCCACAACGAGAAAGACAAAAGAGGGACUGAAAAGAGAAUGGAUCAACAGUCAUCUUGUUGUACUGAGUGUGGAUUCACAUCAAACGAUAUGAUUCUUUUCACGCAACACGUUGAACAACAUGAACGACAAAUGGUGAACACAGCCGGCAGUGAAUCAAAUGAGCAGAGCACCGAUUGGACUGAGGAGAAUGUCGAUUCCCCGACUUCAUCUCCACGCGAUUCCCUCUCGUCGAUGGGUGAACGAUCUCCACCAUUGAUACUGAAUGUUUCGGGAAAAGCUGAAAAGAGAGCCCACGUCUGCCCGCAUUGCAAUUUCACCACUUUCAUGUCGCAACAUAUGAAGAGUCAUUUGGAAGCUCACGAGCGUCACCAAGGCCAAAUGUAUCAGUGUGAUAUCUGCCAGAUGCAGUUCAGUCAAAAAGCGAAUAUGCAUCGGCAUAGAAUGAGACAUUCCGGUGUCAAACCAUACGAGUGUCGCUAUUGUAAGAAGCGAUUUUUCCGAAAAGAUCAGAUGCAAGAACACUCAAUGACGCACAUCAAAACGGGUGCCGAUUUCGACUGUCCCGUGCACGGAUGUCCAGCAGUUUUCACGCAACACUCAACUCUAAGAACUCAUCUAGAUGAAGCGCACAUCAUUUCCCCAUCAGCUCCUGCAAGCUGCAAAUUAUGCACAUUGCUCUUCUCGAAUUCGCGUCGUCUUCUCCUCCAUUAUCAGACAAAACACGAUGAUUCAGAGGCAUCGGCUAUGCUGAGAGCAGAGAUUAAAAGAGAACCGAGAAAGAAAAGAACACAUCAAACGAUUGGAGUGAUGGAGCACAAUCCCUCCCCGCCACAACACACAAUUUUGCCUACAGCUAACAUUAUGCAACCAAUCCCUCUUCUUCCAUCAGCUGCCGCAAUGGCUGCUGCUCUUCAAUCUCAUAUUCAACAACUUAAACAAGAAUAUGAGAGACCCUACCUCUCUAGUGAAGAGCUUCUCGUCGCUCUUUCUAACACAGCCGCUGUGCAACAAGCACUCUUAUCGGAUACAAAAGAAUCAGUGCUUCGAAUGUGGGCUGGUGAAUUGAGCGCGAGUGGGCUCUCAUCAUUACCCUCACCCACACCCCAAUCGCAUUCACCAUCUGUUGACAGUGGAGCCUCGUCUGGAGAAGGGACUGAAGAUUCCGCUACAAAAGAUGCAUUGGACUGUACCCAUUGCGGGAUUGUCUUCUUCGAUCGUACCCUUCAAUUACUUCACAAAGGACUCCACUCCGAGCACGAGCCAUGGCGUUGCAAUUUAUGCGGUCAUCUGUGUGCUGAUAAAUACAUGUUCACAACACAUAUCAUCUCUUCAAAUCAUGUAGCC
Molecule: messenger RNA, 1386 nt
Organism: Mesorhabditis belari
Lineage: Eukaryota; Metazoa; Nematoda; Chromadorea; Rhabditida; Rhabditidae
Source: the annotation of a GenBank genome assembly